This is a messenger RNA of Nasonia vitripennis (jewel wasp), 1125 nucleotides long. RefSeq names its product metallo-beta-lactamase domain-containing protein 1. NCBI's taxonomy places the organism in Eukaryota, Metazoa, Arthropoda, Insecta, Hymenoptera, Pteromalidae. The transcript has 5 exons. Bases 263 to 922 code for a protein of 219 amino acids. The record is from RefSeq and is a predicted model, not a curated record.
UUGUCUACAACUACUAGUAGAACUCGUGAGCUCGGUGACUCGAUAGUGCGACUGCGAUUGACGAUUGUCCUCGUGGGCUAGUGUUUUUGAAUUUCUGCUUUUGUUGAUCAAGUGUAGUAUUCGCGCAGAUUCGCGAGUAUAUAUAUAUAUAUAUAUAUAUAAUAGUCUCCCUGGUUCUACACUUGUUUGCAGUAGAUGGACCUAACCCAACCUCAGUCAUCGCCGGUCAAGAAAUUGGAAUAUAGAAUUUGUGCAGGCCAAUAUGUGCGAGAUUUUUCUUCUCUUCGAGGGAUACUCGACGCAGAUCGACGAUGUGACGAUGGAUGCAAAUUGCAGCUGCACUUUGAUCAAGGCGCCGAAUAAGAAUGUCAUCGUCGACACCAUGACUGCUUGGGAUAAACAGGCUAUCAUUGAAGCCUUGAGUAAAUAUGAUGUGUGUCCUGAGGAUAUAAACUAUGUUGUGUGUUCGCAUAGUCAUGCUGAUCAUAUUGGAAAUAACAAUUUAUUUUUGGAAGCUGAUGAACACAUAGUUGGAAUUACAGUUGAACGGGAGACUUUAUUCCACGAGAGAAAUAUUAAAAAUUGUGAUUAUAAACUCUGUGAAGAAGUUAAAAUAACUGCAACUCCAGGCCACACUGCAGAUGAUGUUACUGUUAUUGUAAAAGGAAAAUUUGAGGGAGAAGAAGUAACAGUUGCAAUAACAGGUGAUUUAUUUGAAAAAGAAGAAGACCUUGAUGAUCCAUCGAUCUGGAUUAAUCUUGGAACACCUGAUCUCAAAGAAGUACAAGCACUAUCUCGUAGUAAGAUAGCAAACUUAGCUGAUAUCAUAAUACCUGGCCAUGGUCCAGCCUUUAAAGUUACAGAGGAAAUUAGAAAGAAACUUGCUCAACAACUUGAGCAAAUUAAAUCUAAAGAGCUGUGAUAAUUUUACACAAGUGUCUAUCAACGUCAUAAUUUCAGUUACAGUAUUAAGUAUAAGACCUCAAAGUUUACAAAAAUGUUACAAAAGUUCAAAUCAGAGUCAUAUAUAGAUAUCUUAGUCAUAGAAAAUAAUGAUUGGAAGUUUUGGUUGUUUUUGUACACGAUUUAGUAAUUUUUUUGCAAAUAAAUUUUUUAAUUACUAAA